Messenger RNA from Suillus subalutaceus, 1331 nucleotides. RefSeq lists its product as uncharacterized. Lineage: Eukaryota; Fungi; Basidiomycota; Agaricomycetes; Boletales; Suillaceae. The transcript has 16 exons. Bases 230 to 1237 code for a protein of 335 amino acids. The record is from RefSeq and is a predicted model, not a curated record.
UGGAGUGUGCUAACAUGUUUUUGGCCCCAUGCUGCAAUAUUACUUGUUUGCGGGAGGUCAGGUCAAAACCCACUAAUACGAAGUAGUGGGCAUGUAUUCCCACUAUCCUUCCCACAAAAUACGGUGUCUGAGUUCAAGACUAGAUCUAGACUCUACCUUGCCUACUCGCGAGUUGCAGCCUUAUCACUCAUUCGCCCCUUGAUCGCUCGACUGAUCAGCAUCGGCAUUGAUGUGGCAAUACUUGGCAUAUCUUGGCAUGUCAAUGAUGUGUAAACAUCGUGACACUGUCAUUGGUUGUGGGUGCUUAAAUGGUGAACUUGCGCGUAAUGCAGAACGAGAAACAGUCUAUCUGCUUUCCACAAAUUCGAUGAGUCACCCUACUGCUUUGUAUGUCGACGCUGGCAUUCAGGCAUCUAAGUACUUCAAUGUCGGAAUGUUUGCUGUUUUGAUAUUUGACUAUCUCAUUACCCUAGAGGCAGAGUCACAGUGGGUCUGGCACCGCAAAUGGUCGUUUGUGCGAUUUAUAUUCACUGUAUCACGAUACUUGCCGUUUUUCGGCAUAGGGCUGACAUUCACUGGCGCGCUUCGAACACAAUACUAUCCUGGUGAAAGCUGUGCUAGAUUUGGGCAAGCGUCAAAUGUGUUGCACAUCAUCUGCAUUCUAGCCGCAGAGGGCUUGCUAAUAACGAGGAUUUAUGCUUCCUGGAACAGUAAGCGUUUACUGACAUUCCUUCUGGUUUUUCCCGUCGUUUGUUUCGUGGUCUCUUAUCUCAUAUCGGACACUCCCCUGGUUUUUAAUUCCAAAAACACAACCCCGAUCAAUAUACCGGAUCCGGGCAACUGUCUUCUCUUAGGCGGGAGGAAUAAUGUCUUCGAGUACGCCGUUCUAUUUCUCUAUGAACUGGUUCUUCUCUGCUUAAUGUUGUACAUCAGAUUCAGCAAGUACAACAAUGCCAUCGGACAACUCCAAGAAACGUUUUUUAACGACUCAGUGAGAUAUAUGAUGUGCAUCAUGGUCGUGUCUUCGUUCAGCAUAAUUUUGACCAUGGUUCCUCCGGUCACAUGGGUUUCGAUUACAGACUCUCCGCAAAUCGUUAUCCACAGUGUUCUAACCUCUCGGAUCCUUUUCAACCUACGAGCAAGUGAAGGACGAUCACAAAUUAAUACAACGCUGACGGAAGUAUCUGAGAUACAGUUUGGAGGAGGCCGAUUUUCGACAGUGGUAUCCGAUGUUUAAUCAACAUAAGUUAUGUGUACAAUGUAGGGCUGGUCCUACUGCGUGUGUAUCUCAUGUUACAUGCUAAUCGUAGCGGCGGCGAGCACCAGCCCCU